GACAUUCUUUCAUAGAUACAUUGCGGCGCAGUAAAAUGUAAUUUUGUAUUAAUUUUCAAGAAAAUAAUAAAAUUUACAUAACUUUUCACUGUAAGAAUUCCUAAUUGUGGUGUUAUUUGUUACAUAAUAACUUGUUAAAAUGGUCUCCAAGAAAAAGAAGAAGUAUUCAACGGGUGAAGGAGCGCAGUUUAUGACCAGAAAGGCUGCGUUGAAGAAACUUCAGUUAUCUCUAAAAGACUUCAGAAGGAUAUGCAUUCUCAAAGGCAUAUAUCCGCGAGAACCACGAAACAGAAAGAGGGCCCAAAAAGGAGCGGGCGGUAUCAAAACACUUUACCACACAAAAGACAUAAAGUUUCUGUUACAUGAGCCUAUAAUAUGGAAACUGCGAGAGUUAAAAGUGUACCAACAAAAAAUACGCAAAGCGCGCAGCCAGCGAGAAUAUCGAAAGAUGAGACUGUAUUUCCGUGAUUAUCCAGACUUGAACAUAGAUCACAUAGUCAAAGAAAGAUAUCCAACAUUUGUUGAUGCUCUAAGGGACCUUGAUGACUGUUUGACACUUUGUUUCUUGUUCAGCACUUUCCCGUCUUUAAAGAGAGUACCCAGAGACCAAUCUGUUCUCUGUAGACGCCUGACUGUGGAGUUUAUGCAUGCAGUGAUAGCUGCUAAAGCUCUGCGUAAAGUGUUUGUGUCAGUCAAAGGUUACUACUAUCAGUGUGAACUGGAGGGGCAAAUUAUAACAUGGAUUGUACCACAUCACUUCUCAUUCCAACCCCAAAGUAAAGAUGAAGUAGACUUCAAAAUCAUGUCAACAUUUGUUGAAUUCUAUAUAAUGAUGCUGGGAUUUGUGAAUUUUAAGCUGUAUCACUCUCUGAACCUGGUAUAUCCACCUAAAUUAACUGCUGCAUUCAAUUCAGACACAGAGAAAGAUCUUAUAGACGAGCAUGCAUAUGUAGCAGAGAGAAUAGCUGCCAUGAACUUGUCUCCGGCCAAACUAGCUGGAUCCAAUGAGGCAGAGGAAUUGCCAGAGAUUGAUGUAUUUGACACAGAAGACAAAGAUCCAGAGAAGAUUGAAGAAGCCAAGUUGGAAGCUGAAAAAGUAAAGAAAUUAAAGACAAUGUUCCAAGGACUCAAGUUCUACAUAAACAGAGAAGUUCCGAGAGAAUCAUUAGUGUUCAUUAUUCGUUGUUUUGGCGGUGAAGUAUCGUGGGACAAAGAUCACUUUGUCGGUGCCACGUUUGAUGAAUCUGACGAGUCCAUUGCCUAUCAAAUAGUCGACAGGCCGAGUAUGGAUAAACAGUACCUCUCCCGUUACUAUGUUCAACCUCAAUGGGUAUUUGAUAGUGUCAAUGCAAGGACUCUACUGCCAAUCAACAAAUAUUUGAUGGGUGCCACUUUGCCACCCCACUUGUCGCCAUUUGUGGAUAAAAUAAAAGAUCAAGUGUACAUACCUCCUGAGCAAAGGGCACUGAAUGAUCCCAACUUUAAACUACAAAGUGACAAUGAAGGUUCUGAUGAAGAGAUUGAAGAAGCUAGUGAUGAGGAGAAGGCAGAACAGAGUGAACCUGAGGAUCCAGAGGGAGCCCUGACAAAGCAGUACCAGCAAGAAGUAGAACAGGACUCCUCUUCAGAGGAUGAAAAUGAUGAUGAAAAGGAUGCUGAAAAGAAGAAGCUAGCUAAGGAAAAGAAAAAGGCAAUGGCAGUAACAACAGGCGUGACUCAUAAGGAGAACCCAUACCAAAAGGAAAUUGAGGAUAAACAAGCAUUCAGACUGCGAGAGAAACUUGUUCAGAAGAAGCACAGGAAUUUAUAUAAGAGCAUGAAAGCCGGCAAAGAAAGCAGGAAGAAAGAAAUAUGGCUUCUAAGGAAAAAGAGACGUCUUCAUGACGAAAGAGUGAAAGAAGAAAAAAAAGCAGACAGAAAAAUACAGAAAGCUCAAGCUUUAGAAGCCGCACUUAAAUAAAUAUUCAAUAAACAAACAACUUUUCUCUGAUUUCAA
Bicyclus anynana (squinting bush brown) is the source of this 1996-nucleotide messenger RNA. Its product is annotated as pescadillo homolog. Gene Ontology annotation, molecular function: RNA binding. Gene Ontology annotation, biological process: ribosome biogenesis; maturation of LSU-rRNA from tricistronic rRNA transcript (SSU-rRNA, 5.8S rRNA, LSU-rRNA). Gene Ontology annotation, cellular component: nucleolus; PeBoW complex. The record is from RefSeq and is a predicted model, not a curated record. Lineage: Eukaryota; Metazoa; Arthropoda; Insecta; Lepidoptera; Nymphalidae. The coding region runs from base 140 to 1960 and encodes 606 amino acids. The transcript is spliced from 6 exons.